CAGGGCGUGACGCACCAGCACCUGAGCGACCACCUGUCCGAGGUUGUGGAGAACACCGUGGAAGGCCUGGAGAGGUUCGGCUGCUGCAGCAUCGAAGACGAUGUGGAGCUGGCCCCAGCGAACCUGGGGUUGAUCGCGGCCUACUACUACAUCCGCCACACCACCAUCGAAACGUUCUCCAGGUGCGUCAACGAGGAGACCAAGAGGCGCGGAUUGAUGGACAUCCUCUGCGCCGCGUCCGAGUUCGACAGCGUGCCCGUGCGUUCGGGGGAGGACACUCCCCUCGCCCCCCUUGCAUUUAUAAUACUAGUUCGCCCG
Messenger RNA from Prorocentrum cordatum, 318 nucleotides. The record is from the annotation of a GenBank genome assembly. NCBI's taxonomy places the organism in Eukaryota, Dinophyceae, Prorocentrales, Prorocentraceae.